Messenger RNA from Protopolystoma xenopodis, 438 nucleotides. NCBI's taxonomy places the organism in Eukaryota, Metazoa, Platyhelminthes, Monogenea, Polystomatidea, Polystomatidae. The record is from the annotation of a GenBank genome assembly.
AUGUCGGUGACUAAUCAAGAGCAGGAUGAUGUUUCUCUCUCUCAACUCAGCUUGUCUGGAAGUGGAGGUAACAUCGGUGUCUGCAACCAAAAAUCUAACCUCCAUGGUCAUAUAGGGAGCCAUGGAAGUGUUGUGGGUGCCACUGGAGUUGCUAUUGGAUACGAUAUUCGGGGUUCUGGUGGUGGCGCUAUCGUUGGUGGGACUCCGCAGCACUCGGCCAGUGGCUGGCCAAGUGGACUGCGAUCCGAUUCUCCUACGCCUUCUCAGCUAUCCACAGUAACACAAGCCACAUUAUCUACUGCCCACUGUUCCGCGGUUUCUGGGUCUGCCUGUGGAGAUUCGACGGCGGCAGCUGCUGUCCUACGGGACCCUGCUGCAUUGGAGCAGGAGAAAGCUGAACGGGCGGAGGAUGAGCGCCAACUCAAACUGCAGAUGUGA